This is a messenger RNA of Rotaria sp. Silwood1, 1320 nucleotides long. The record is from the annotation of a GenBank genome assembly. Lineage: Eukaryota; Metazoa; Rotifera; Eurotatoria; Philodinida; Philodinidae.
AUGUCAACUGAAGAUGUACAAAAAAUGGAUGAUAUACCAUCUAGUUCUGAUAAUAAACAUUUUCCAGCUCGGCCAACUACACAAGAAAUUCAUCAAGAAAACUUAUUACUUAAUGAUCAGGUUUUACAAACAUCACAUAAAAAUCAAGAAUUAAUAAUGUUUCUUGAAGAACAAAAUACAAAUAAAAUUGAUCGUGAACAACAAACAAUUCGAAUAAAUCAGCAUGAUUCAUACACACAAACAGAUUUAGUAGCAAUAACAACAGGUCAAGAACAAAUCAAUUUAUUAAAUGAUUAUCAUAUUUUAUCAAUAUUCAAACAUCAAAAUAAACUAAUAGUAAAUUUUAACCCCCAACAAAGUACUAAUAAACAAAUUGAUCAUGAUCAAGCACAACAAACAAUUGAAGUAAAUCAACAUGAGGCACAAACGGAUUUAAUAACAACAACAACAACAGUAUCAAGUCAACAAAAAAACAUGAAAUCAAAUCUUGAUGUUAAUGGAGUGAAUUCUACACCAACUUCAAAAGUUUUAUCAGCAACAAAUCCAAGUGAUAAAACUGUCAAUUUUCUUGGUCCAUUUGAAACAAUAGCUCCAUCAUUACAGCAAGUAAUAAAUUGUUCAAAAACAACUAAUUCAGUAAUAACAUCAGCUAUUAAAAAAAUGACAUCAAUUCGAAAAACUAAAUCUCAUCGUUCACGAUCUCUCGAAUUUGCUACUCGACCAACAUCUCAUAAUAUUGUUGAUUUAACAGAAAAAGAUGAUGAUACUACAAAUAAAGCAUACACAGAAAAAAUGACGUCAAUCAAAUCAAAACAAAGUUCAAUAUCUACACUAUCAUCAACAGUCACGUCUAUUCGUAUGUUUUUAUUAAUAUUAAACAUUUCAGAUAAUGUAUUAACUCUUGUAGAACCUACAAAUCGUUCAAUUUGUCCAAAUACUACUAUUCCACUUGGAGAGACAAUUAUUUUACCUCCAUUACUUGAACAUAAUCCAUGUGACAAUAGCAUAACUCGACCUCAAUUACUUAUAAAACAUAAAGAUACAAUGAUUCAAUUAAUUUGGAAUUUACCUUCAACAUCAAUGGAAUCUAUAGAAGAGUAUGAAAUUUAUACAUAUCAACAAAGUUUAACAACAGUGUUAUCUGGUUGGGAAAAAUUGAAGACAGUUAAAUCAAAGCAUCGUCCAAUGAGAGCUGCUAUAAAGUACUUUCAAUAUAAUUGUCAUUAUGCAUUUGCUAUUCGAGCAAUAUCAAUUAAUAAUGGCGUUGGUCGUUUUUCUAAACCAAAAACAAUAUUUAUAGGAAGCAUAUACACCUAUUGA